UAGCCAGCCCGGGUUGCGGAAGUGGUGGCCGCUGACCCAGCCUGCUGCUCUCUCGCUCCUGGCCUGGGCGUCCCCUCCCCGCGGACAGAGGGCGUCCCCGGGCUCGUGGAUGGUCGCACAGCCUGCCGCUGUCCUGCCGCCCAAUCCCUGGCCGCAAGCAGCAGCACGGAGCGAGACGGAGGAAGAUGGCGGGGCGGCUGCCGGCCUGCGUGGUGGACUGUGGCACGGGGUAUACAAAACUAGGAUAUGCUGGAAAUACAGAACCACAGUUUAUCAUCCCAUCCUGUAUUGCUAUUAAGGAGUCAGCCAAAGUAGGCGAUCAAGCUCAGAGGAGGGUGCUGAAAGGUGUUGAUGACCUAGACUUCUUCAUUGGUGAUGAAGCAAUAGAAAAGCCUACGUAUGCAACAAAGUGGCCAAUCCGCCAUGGUAUAGUUGAAGAUUGGGACUUGAUGGAAAGGUUUAUGGAGCAAGUGAUAUUUAAAUAUUUAAGGGCAGAACCUGAAGACCAUUACUUUCUUUUGACUGAACCACCAUUGAAUACUCCUGAAAACAGGGAAUAUACUGCUGAAAUAAUGUUUGAGUCCUUCAAUGUUCCUGGCUUAUACAUUGCUGUACAGGCUGUUCUUGCCUUAGCUGCAUCCUGGACUUCUAGACAAGUAGGAGAACGUACACUGACAGGCACAGUGAUAGACAGUGGAGAUGGAGUCACUCAUGUCAUUCCUGUGGCUGAAGGGUAUGUAAUUGGAAGCUGUAUCAAGCACAUUCCAAUUGCAGGACGAGAUAUAACGUAUUUUAUUCAGCAACUGCUGAGAGACCGAGAAGUCGGAAUCCCUCCAGAACAAUCCCUGGAAACUGCUAAGGCAGUCAAGGAACGCUAUAGCUAUGUCUGUCCAGAUUUAGUGAAAGAAUUUAACAAGUAUGACACAGAUGGAUCAAAGUGGAUUAAACAGUACACUGGAAUCAAUGCUAUCUCCAAGAAAGAAUUCUCCAUUGAUGUUGGCUAUGAGAGAUUCUUGGGACCUGAAAUUUUUUUUCAUCCAGAGUUUGCUAAUCCAGAUUUUACACAACCUAUAUCAGAAGUUGUAGAUGAAGUAAUUCAGAAUUGCCCUAUUGAUGUCAGACGUCCUCUCUACAAGAAUAUUGUCCUCUCUGGAGGCUCAACCAUGUUCAGGGAUUUUGGACGUCGCUUGCAAAGAGAUUUGAAAAGAACUGUAGAUGCCCGGCUGAAGCUAAGUGAGGAAUUGAGUGGUGGCAGAUUGAAGCCCAAGCCCAUUGAUGUUCAGGUCAUCACACACCACAUGCAGCGAUAUGCAGUAUGGUUUGGAGGGUCGAUGCUGGCUUCCACGCCUGAGUUCUACCAAGUAUGCCACACCAAAAAGGAUUAUGAGGAAAUUGGACCUAGCAUUUGUCGUCACAACCCGGUGUUUGGAGUCAUGUCAUAAAAAUCAACUUAAUAGUUACUGGGGUUAGGGAGAUGGAAAAGAGAUAAUCUUUCUGAUGAGCUGUUUCAUCUGAAUGGCUGGUUUGAGGUUUUAAAGCUGACUUGGAAUAAUAAGACCAAACAUGACUGUACAGGAGUAUUUUAAUAAGUGUAUCGACAUGCAGAGGUAGAAGAAGAGCCAAAAUGAUUGUUUUCCUUUAGACUGAAUCUUAUGUGUAUCAAAAAAGAAGUGGGUUUUAGUUCUUUCUGUGCCCUGAUAUUUUGUAUAUUAUUGAACUGUCCAAGAUUUGAUGGAUUUACCAGUGUGUAGAUAGCUCUACAGAGCUUGAAGUGUACACUUCUGAGGGUGCAGUGCAAGAGCUUGUUUAUAUUUCAUACUUUUUAUACUUUGAGGAAAAAAAGUCAAAAGAAAAAAACUAGUAUUUGAGGGAAAAAAGUGACCAAGUAAAGGAUAAAUUCAACAAAUAGCCUCAUGAGACUUGGCAUCGCACUCACGGGGUUCCAGUUAUUACGGAUGGCUGCCAGUCCCCUCUCCCCACCCCACCUGUGGUUUUCUCUGCAAGUGUUUUGGGAACUAAGAAGCUAGUCUCUUGGAUUAACUGAUGCCUGCUAGUGCUUUCUGAUUGCUCGCAUUCUGUUUCUUGCUUUAAAAGAAAAGUAAAGACAAGAUUGGUGGACCAGUAUUGAAGUUCUGUAGUGUCAUUUAUUAAAAAUGAACAAACAAACCAUAAUUUGAUUACCAAACUUGAUAUAUUUAAAGCCUAACACCAUUCUAAUAAAGGCAAAAUUUUCUUUUUAA
Messenger RNA from Jaculus jaculus (lesser Egyptian jerboa), 2240 nucleotides. RefSeq names its product actin related protein 3 (gene Actr3). Gene Ontology annotation, molecular function: actin filament binding. The transcript is spliced from 12 exons. The record is from RefSeq and is a predicted model, not a curated record. Lineage: Eukaryota; Metazoa; Chordata; Mammalia; Rodentia; Dipodidae. Bases 186 to 1442 code for a protein of 418 amino acids. Gene Ontology annotation, biological process: Arp2/3 complex-mediated actin nucleation. Gene Ontology annotation, cellular component: Arp2/3 protein complex; actin cortical patch.